Messenger RNA from Meloidogyne enterolobii, 2004 nucleotides. NCBI's taxonomy places the organism in Eukaryota, Metazoa, Nematoda, Chromadorea, Rhabditida, Meloidogynidae. The record is from the annotation of a GenBank genome assembly.
AUGGAUAGGCAACACCAAGCUAUAGAACUGCCGAAUUCCCCCGGAACAUUCAAAAGUGGCCUAUUGAAGGAUAAACCUGAAGAAGUUUUAGAAUAUUUUUUCCCGGAAGUUACAACUCUAUGGCAAGCUUUUCAGCGUGGAUUGAAACUUGCCCCAGAAGGGCCCUGUCUCGGUAUCCGAACAAAAGAAGGCCCCUACAAAUUUAUCAGUUAUCAACAAGUUGCUAAUCUCUCAAAGGAUGUCGGCACAAAAUUAAUAAGCCUAUUGGGGCUUAAGCCUGGUCAACAAACUUUUGUUGCUAUUUAUGCUCAAAAUUCUCCAGAAUGGACUAUUUUGACAUUAGCUUUAAUUCGACAUUCAAUGAUUGUUGUCCCUCUAUAUGAUACUUUAGGAGAGAAUGCAGCUUCUUAUAUUUUAGCCCAUUGUGAAACUGAAUUAGUAAUGCUAGAUUCUUUUAAAAAAUUACAAAAUGUAUUUAAUAUGAGAGAGAAAACACCCUCAUUAAAAAAUAUUUUAUAUGUUGGGGAAUUGGAAAACGAAAAAAUUGAGGAAAUACAAAAAAAGGCUAAAGAAUUAAAUAUUUGUUUGUAUUUUUGGAAUGAUUUAAUUAAUAAUAGAACAGAAGAUGAAGAGAAAAUAGAAAAAGAGGAAGAAGAUAAUGAGCCUAAACCAGAAGAUAAUUAUAUUAUUUGUUAUACUAGUGGAACGACCGGAACACCUAAAGGUGUAAUUCUGAGUCAUCGUAAUGUUGUUGCAAACAUUUCCGCUUUGGCUGUAGUUUUAGAAAAGUUUUUACCAGAGUUUCUGUCAACAACAGAACAUUGCAUUAUUUCAUAUUUGCCUUUAUCACAUAUGUUCGAACAAUGUGCCCACUGGAUAGCCCUCUGCCUUGGAUAUCGAAUCGGUUAUGUCUCUGAUGGUAUCGCUACACUUUCUGCAGAUAUGCAAGCCUUGGAACCAACUCUACUGCCUGUAGUACCUCGAUUAUUAAACCGUUUUAAUGACGCAAUAAAGGCAGAAGUUACCCGUCUAAAUCCCUUUUCUCGUUGGUUGUUUUCCAUUGGACGAGCUCAGAAGAAGGCAAUGCUUCAAAAAGGUAUAGUAACAAAUGAAUCAAUUUGGGACCGACUUGUAUUUGCCAGAGCACGUCAAAGACUUGGAAAUCAUGUAAAAUUAAUUGUUACUGGUUCCGCCCCAAUCGCUGCUGAGGUAUUGGAAGAAUUGAGAAUAGUUUUUGGUUGUCAUAUAAUUGAGGGAUAUGGACAGACUGAAUGCACGGCAAUGGCUAUAUCUACCUGGCCUGGAGAGACUGUAGGCGGUCAAUGUGGAGGUCCUUCAACUUGCUCACUUAUAAAAUUAGAAGAUGUUCCCGAUUUGAAUUAUUUUGUUAAGGACAGAAAAGGAGAAGUUUUAAUCAAAGGACCGUCAGUCACCAGUGGAUAUUUUAAAGAUCCUGAACGUACGAAAGAAUUAUUUACUGAAGAUGGGUUUUUAAAGACUGGAGAUGUUGGUCAAAUACUUCCAAAUGGUCAAAUAAAAAUUAUUGACAGAAGAAAACACAUUUUUAAAUUGGCUCAGGGGGAAUAUGUGGCGCCUGAAAAAAUUGAAAAUGUUUAUAUACAAUGCAGGUCGGUACAUCAAAUAUUUGUUGAUGGUGAUAGUCUUCAACGCUUUCUUGUGGCAAUUGUUGUCCCAGCAGCAAAUCAAAUCAGACGCCUCUUUACCCAAAUAGAUGGAGGAGGAAAAGAAGAAGAAAUAAAAUUAGAAGAGAUUUGUUCGGAUAAAAGAAUAAUUAAUUUAGUUUUGGCAGAAAUGCAACAAAUUGGAAAAGAACAAAAAUUAAAUAGUUUAGAACAAGUUAAAGCUAUUUAUUUAGAACAUGAACCUUUUAGUAUAGAAAAUGAUUUAUUAACACCUACAUUAAAGGCAAAAAGGCCACAACUUAGGGCAAAAUACAAACAAAAAAUUGCUCAACUUUAUAGUGAAAUGCCCAAUGAAAAAUAA